GUAUUAUUUAUUCCCUCCCAUUCUCCCCCCAUUCUCCUAUCACUCAACUGCUCAGCCCAUCUCUCUCAAAAUCUCUCUCUCUCUCGAAAUCUCUCCGAUGGGUUUCUUGUGUUCAACGAGAUUCGUCCUCCUGACCCUCCUAAUCUCCGUCAUCCCCAUAGCCAUUCUCAUCUCUCUAGAAUCCGCCACACCUUCCUCCCACCAGUACCACUUCCACUCCUCCGGCUUCCUCCGAGAAUGCUCCAAAUACGACGCCCCCAACAGCCGUUUCAUCGUCUCCUUCAUGGAAGGCGGCCUCGGCAUCAUCCCCAUUUCCAACUCCACCACCACUUCAGUCCUCCCCGAGAUUCCCGUCGUCAAAGACGCCGAUUUAUACACAAAUGCAACUCUGGGUCUCACCAUUGACAGCAAGAGGAACCGCGUCGUGGUAGUCAUAUCGGACUUGUUGGGGAACAAGUACAGCGCUGUUGCUGCUUAUGAUCUCUCUGAUUGGUCUCGCUUGUUUUUAACUCAACUAAGUGGUCCAGGAGAUAAAUCCAUGGGAGAUGACGUAGCGGUGGAUGCAGAAGGUAAUGCUUACAUCACAGAUCUGAAUAAGAGUAAACUCUGGAAGGUUGGGGUUACCGGAGAAUAUUUGUUGCCAAUAGAAAGUCCGAUUUUUUCUCCAGCGGUAUGGUACCACAAGUUAGCAACCCUUAACGGGAUUGUUUAUCAUCCUAAAGGCUACUUAAUAGUUAGUCAUACAACCACCGGAAAUCUUUUCAAGGUAGAUAUAAUGAACAACAAUGAGGUUAAAUUAGUGAAAAUGAUUGGCAAAUCUUUGUCAUUUUCGGAUGGUCUGGAACUAUUAUCUCCGAACAGGCUUGUUGUUGCUAGCAUGUCGGGGAUAAGUUUAGUCGGAAGCAAUGAUGAUUGGGAGACUGCAACUAUACUGGAGAAGGCUCCAGUGGUUAGACACCGUUUGGCCACUGGGGUAACCGUGAAGGAUGCAAAGGUGUAUAUUAAUCACUUGUUUGGUAUUGGAUACCCCAAGAAGAAACAUGUUCUUGCAGAAGCAGUUUUCGCUGUUCUAUAGAAGAAGAUGUUAUUUAAAUAUAUUAACAGGUCCCUUCUUAUCCCAUCACGUAGUCUUGUGUGUUUGUAUCAAUCUUAUGAAAAGGUUGGGUGGUAGAAGAAUGUUCUAAUGCUCAGCAGACCCCCUAGACCUAGAGUUCAUUUAGUUUGCUGUGAGCAUAUGUUAUUCCUUUGGAGACGACAGUAUGUUUUCGUCUCUAGAACACUACCAUCUCGAAAAGGUUUGAAAUCAAAACAUCAAUGAAUUCUGGACCAAAGUGUUCUCAGCCACUUUCUUCCC
Daucus carota subsp. sativus is the source of this 1354-nucleotide messenger RNA. RefSeq lists its product as uncharacterized. Bases 98 to 1075 code for a protein of 325 amino acids. The record is from RefSeq and is a predicted model, not a curated record. The transcript is spliced from 2 exons. NCBI's taxonomy places the organism in Eukaryota, Viridiplantae, Streptophyta, Magnoliopsida, Apiales, Apiaceae. Gene Ontology annotation, cellular component: endoplasmic reticulum.